Cucumis melo (muskmelon) is the source of this 2093-nucleotide messenger RNA. Its product is annotated as probable methyltransferase PMT15. Gene Ontology annotation, cellular component: endosome; cytoplasm; trans-Golgi network. NCBI's taxonomy places the organism in Eukaryota, Viridiplantae, Streptophyta, Magnoliopsida, Cucurbitales, Cucurbitaceae. The record is from RefSeq and is a predicted model, not a curated record. Gene Ontology annotation, molecular function: methyltransferase activity. The transcript has 6 exons. Bases 1 to 1812 code for a protein of 603 amino acids.
AUGGCCUCGAAACAAUCUUCAAAACAACCCAUUAUUUCCCUCCGGACAAAAUUCUACACCAUCUCUCUAAUCCUCUUCCUCUGUUUUUCCUCUUACUUUCUCGGCCUCCGCCAACAACCCUCCUCCGCCGCUAUCCCCCGAUGCACCACCCUCCAAAACACCACCAUCACCGCUGCAGCAAAACCUUUUCCGGCAUGUGGGUUGAAUUACAGCGAGUACACGCCAUGUGAGGACACGCAUAGGUCUCUGAAGUUCAGCAGAGAUAGGCUGAUUUACAGAGAGAGGCAUUGCCCGGAGAAGGAGGAGUCGUUGAAGUGCCGGAUUCCUGCGCCUCCCGGAUACCGGAAUCCGUUCGCGUGGCCAGUGAGUAGAGAUUUGGCGUGGUAUGUGAAUGUGCCACAUAAGCAUCUGACGGUGGAGAAAGCUGUGCAGAACUGGAUUAGAUAUGAAGGGGAGACGUUUAGAUUUCCGGGCGGAGGGACGAUGUUUCCCGACGGAGCUGAUGCGUAUAUUGAUAAUAUUGGGAAAUUAAUUAAUCUUAAAGAUGGAUCCAUCAGAACCGCCAUUGAUACUGGCUGUGGGGUGGGAAGUUGGGGAGCUUAUUUACUGUCAAGGGACAUCAUAACGAUGUCAUUUGCACCAAGGGACACUCAUGAAGCCCAAGUUCAAUUUGCUUUAGAAAGAGGAGUUCCUGCACUCAUUGGCAUUCUUGCUUCUAAGAGGCUCCCUUAUCCUUCAAAUGCCUUUGACAUGGCUCAUUGCUCUCGCUGCCUAAUCCCUUGGUCUCAAUAUGAGGGCAUCUUCCUCGUUGAAGUUGAUCGAGUUCUUCGUCCUGGCGGGUACUGGAUUUUAUCAGGCCCUCCAAUUAACUGGAAGAAACACUGGAAAGGUUGGGAAAGAACAAAGGAAGAUUUGAAUUCUGAACAGCUUGCUAUUGAAAAGGUUGCCAAAAGCCUCUGUUGGACUAAACUAGUUGAAGAUGGUGAUAUUGCCAUUUGGCAAAAGCCUAUCAAUCACUUGAAUUGUAAAGUAAACCGCAAGAUCACUAAGAAUCCACCUUUCUGUAAUUCUCAAGAUCCUGACAGAGCUUGGUAUACAGAUAUGCAAGCUUGUUUGACACAUUUGCCUGAAGUUUCGAACAGUAAGGAAAUAGCAGGAGGGAAGUUGGCAAGAUGGCCAGAAAGGCUAAAUGCAAUCCCACAAAGGAUUAGUAGAGGAACUGUGGAAGGGGUGACUGAAGAAACUUUCAUUCAUGAUUCUGAGCUAUGGAAGAAGAGGUUGACCUAUUACAGAACUAUAAACAAUCAGUUGAAUAAGCCUGGUCGGUACCGUAAUUUCUUAGACAUGAAUGCUUUCUUGGGUGGAUUUGCUGCUGCUCUGGUUGAUGAUCCAGUUUGGGUGAUGAAUGUGGUCCCUGUGGAUGUCAAAGUCAAUACGCUCGGAGUCAUAUAUGACAGAGGUUUGAUCGGCACGUAUCAAGAUUGGUGCGAGGCAAUGUCAACUUAUCCAAGAACUUAUGAUUUCAUUCAUGCUGAUUCAGUUUUUAGCCUCUAUAAAAAUAGAUGUGAAAUGGAAGACAUUCUACUUGAAAUGGACAGAACUCUGAGGCCAGAAGGAAGCGUAAUCUUUCGAGAGAACAUUGACGUUUUGGUGAAAAUCAAAAUGAUAACUGAUAAUCUGAAUUGGAGCAGUCAAAUUGUGCAUCAUGAAGAUGGACCUUAUCAUAUGGAGAAACUUUUAUUUGCAGUAAAAAACUAUUGGACAGCCCCUCCUGAGCUUUCUGAUCAACAGCAAGAAUCUAAAGCAACUUAACUUCUCACUCAAUUAUUUUUUCCUUCCUCUUCUCUAUAUUUUUUAUGUAACCUUUUCUUUUUUUCUCUUUAUGCUUUAUGAUUAUCCCAUCAAGAAUUAGCCAAAACCAGCUGUUUUCACCUACAUUUUAAUCACUUUUUUUACAGCCAAUUAAAUCACAUUUCAUCUCCCAUUUUUCUCUUUCUUUUGUGCUGUAAUCAUUCAAAGGACAGUGGAUUAUAUCACCAUCUUAUUUGAUGAACUGUGAUAAAUGGGAAUGAAUGAUAAUUUCAAUCUGAGGU